AUGUUUCAUCAUGCUAAGUUGAAAAAGUGUUUCUGGGCCGAAGCAGCAAUGACGGCAAUCUACGUCAAGAAUCGACUACCGUCACCUAAAGUCGUACACAAGACUCCGUUUGAGAUCGUCUACAACUCGAAACCAAGAGUUAAGCACAUGCGAGCAUUCGGGUGUCAGACGUACAUACUGACGCCGAAAGAAAGUCGACUCAAGUGGGAUCCAAAGGCUCGCGCUGGCAUGUUCGUGGGCUACGAAGAAGUGUAG
Messenger RNA from Peronospora matthiolae, 255 nucleotides. Lineage: Eukaryota; Oomycota; Peronosporomycetes; Peronosporales; Peronosporaceae. The record is from the annotation of a GenBank genome assembly.